Molecule: messenger RNA, 522 nt
Organism: Tetrahymena thermophila SB210
Lineage: Eukaryota; Ciliophora; Oligohymenophorea; Hymenostomatida; Tetrahymenidae
Product: ubiquitin/ribosomal fusion protein, putative
Exons: 1
Biological process (GO): modification-dependent protein catabolic process; protein ubiquitination; translation
Cellular component (GO): cytoplasm; nucleus; ribosome
Molecular function (GO): ubiquitin protein ligase binding; structural constituent of ribosome; protein tag activity
Source: RefSeq, a predicted model, not a curated record
AUGAAUGAAGUGAGAAAUAAGAGAAGGUAAAUAUUGAUUAGAUAUAAAAAAGAUCUAAGGAUAAAAAACCAAAAUAAAGAAAUCAAAAAUUAUUAAAUCAAAAAAAAAGAAAUUAAAAGAAGAAAAAAGGAAAUGUAAAUUUUCGUUAAGACUUUAACUGGUAAGACCAUUACCUUAGACGUUGAAGCCUCCGACACUAUUGAAAAUGUCAAGGCUAAGAUCCAAGAUAAGGAAGGUAUCCCCCCUGAUCAAUAAAGACUUAUCUUCGCCGGUAAGCAAUUGGAAGACGGCAGAACCCUUUCUGACUACAACAUCCAAAAGGAAUCUACCCUCCACUUAGUUUUGAGAUUAAGAGGUGGUGGUAUGGAACCCACUAUUGCUGCUCUUGCUAAGAAGUACAACUGCGAAAAGAAGGUUUGCAGAGACUGUUAUGCUAGAUUACCCCCCAAAGCUACCAACUGCAGAAAGAGAAAGUGCGGUCACUCCAACUCCCUUAGAUUGAAGAAGAAACCCAAAGAGUGA